Populus nigra (black poplar) is the source of this 1578-nucleotide messenger RNA. RefSeq names its product ubiquitin receptor RAD23d-like. Gene Ontology annotation, molecular function: ubiquitin binding; damaged DNA binding; proteasome binding. Bases 130 to 1320 code for a protein of 396 amino acids. Gene Ontology annotation, biological process: proteasome-mediated ubiquitin-dependent protein catabolic process; nucleotide-excision repair. The transcript is spliced from 12 exons. Gene Ontology annotation, cellular component: cytosol; nucleoplasm. The record is from RefSeq and is a predicted model, not a curated record. NCBI's taxonomy places the organism in Eukaryota, Viridiplantae, Streptophyta, Magnoliopsida, Malpighiales, Salicaceae.
UACCUUUAACAUCGCACUUUUGGGUACAGUAGCAGUAUAUAUACAACAAGAGCCCUCGCGGAUCGGGGGAGUGAAUUAAAAUCCGGUCGAGAGUGGAGAUCGUGAAGAAGAAGAAGAAGAAGAAGAAGGAUGAAGAUUUUUGUUAAGACUUUGAAAGGCAGCACUUUUGACAUCGAAGUUAAACCUGGAGACACGGUUGCUGAUGUCAAAAGGAACAUAGAAACAGCUCAAGGGGCAUCUGUUUAUCCUGCUGAACAGCAAAUGCUUAUCUAUCAGGGGAAAGUUCUUAAAGAUGACACCACGUUAGGUGAAAAUAAAGUUGCUGAAAAUAGUUUUGUUGUUAUCAUGUUAUCGAAGGCUAAGAGCUCAUCUGGUGAGGGCUCAACUACAUCAGCUGCUCCUACCCCUAAGGCACCCACAACAAGUGCCCCAAUGUCAACAGCACCUCCAGCUUCCACAGUGACUUCUGCACUGCCAACAUCUGUUCCUUCCCCUGCUCCAGCUCCAGCUCCAGCUCCAGCUCCAGCUCCAGCUCCAGCUCCAGCUCCGGUUUCUUCAGUUAUUGCUGAAUCAGAGUCUGGUGUAUAUGGCCAAGCAGCAUCUAAUCUUGUUGCGGGAAAUAACUUGGAGGGAGCAGUCCAGCAAAUUCUUGAUAUGGGUGGAGGUUCCUGGGAUAGAGAUACUGUUGUUCGUGCUCUUCGUGCUGCUUACAAUAAUCCAGAGAGAGCCGUUGAAUAUUUAUAUACUGGCAUCCCAGAACAAGCAGAAGCCCCACCUGUGGCUGAAGUCCCUGUAAGCGAGCAAGCUCCUGCAGCCCAGCCUCGGCAGCAGCCAGCACAACCAACUACAGUUCCUGCUGGUGGACCAAAUGCAAAUCCUUUAGAUCUCUUCCCCCAGGGCCUUCCCAACAUUGGUUCAGGGGCUGCUGAAGCAGGAACUCUUGAUUUUUUGAGGAACAGUCAACAGUUCCAAGCCUUGCGAGCUAUGGUGCAGGCUAACCCACAGAUACUGCAGCCUAUGCUCCAAGAACUGGGAAAACAAAAUCCUCACUUAAUGAGGCUCAUUCAAGAGCACCAGGAUGACUUUCUCCGCCUGAUCAAUGAACCUGUUGAAGGUGGAGAGGGGAAUGUAUCGGGGCCGCUUGCCGCAGCAAUGCCACAAUCAGUAACAGUCACACCUGAGGAGCGCGAAGCAAUAGAACGUCUUGGAGCUAUGGGUUUUGAUCCUGCACUUGUUUUGGAGGUGUAUUUUGCCUGCAACAAGAAUGAGGAGCUGGCAGCCAACUACCUCUUAGAUCACAUACACGAGUUUGAGGAUUGAAUUUGGUGGAAAUGUAGCCAAUCCUUCCGUCCCCUUGAUAAAUUUACUUAAUAUUUUUUCCCGUUUUCUACAUUCCCCCAACUGCAUUGCAGUAUCAAGUUUGGGGUUUGGAGUAAUAUGAUGUGAAGUUUCUGGAAAGGGGAGACGUGUCAACUCCCUAUCCCGCUCUCUCCUUGAUUAGGUCUCUUAUAUUUUUAUAUAAAUGGUCAUCUUGUUAAAUUUGACUUUUCUAUGUAAAUUUUAUGAUCUUUGUCUGGA